UAAAGAACAAAAUUGGAAACAAAAUUUGUUAGCCGUUUCUACACGAGAGGAGGGGGAAUUAAAAUUUAACGGUAUUUAAAUAAAAUUAUUAUUUUAGAAUAUAUAAUUAAUUUUUUUUUAAUCCGAGAAAGGAUAACAUCGAGUCUUAUCUGAGAGAGUCAACUGUUCAAGGACGGUGAGGUGUCCCGUUUAUAUUUCAUUCCCGUCCUGUAAAUUUAUUAGUAGAGAUACAGUACAGUUUAAUCUAAAGUCAUGAGUCAAGUACAGCUCUCAAACGGUUAUAAAGUUCCAUUAGUUGGACUAGGAACUUGGAAAAGUAAACUCGGCGAAGGAAAGCAAGCUAUUAAAGAUGCGAUUGAACUUGGUUAUCGACAUAUUGAUUGUGCUUUAUUUUAUGAAAAUGAGGAAGAAAUCGGUGAAGCAAUUAAAGAGAAGAUAGAUGAUGGCACUGUUAAAAGAGAAGAAUUAUUCAUCACUAGUAAAUGUUGGAAUACCUAUCACUCUAAGGAUAAAGUUCUGGAAUCUUGCCAGAAAUCAUUAAAAGCUUUGAAACUAGAUUAUCUCGAUCUCUUCCUUGUUCAUUGGCCAAUGGGCUAUAAGGAAGGUGAUGAUUUACUUCCAAAAGAUGCAAAUGAUCACAUCCUAUUCAGUGAUGUCGAUUAUCUAGAAACUUGGAUGGGGAUGGAAGAAUGUCAUAAACGAGGAUACGUUCGGUCUAUUGGAAUAUCAAAUUUCAACAUUAGCCAAAUUAAACGAUUGUGGGAAAAUGCAAACAUAAAACCCGUUAUGAAUCAAGUAGAAAGUCAUCCCUAUCUUAAUCAGUUAGAAUUACUGGAAUUUUGUAAUCGUUUGAACAUUAAAGUUACUGCUUACUGUCCUCUUGGAGCACCAUAUCGAUAUGGUAGUAAACCGGGUGAGAAAAAUCUGUUAGAAGAUCCAAAACUCAAAGAAAUAGCUUCAAAGUAUAACAAAACAACAGCUCAAGUAGCACUUCGUUAUCAAAUUCAGAGAGGAGUUAUUGUUAUUCCAAAAAGUUCAAAUAAAGAGAGAUUAAAAUCAAAUAUUGAGAUUUUCGAUUUUCAACUUAGUCAAGAUGAAAUGAAAGCAAUUGAGGGAUUGAAUUGCAAUAUUAGAACAUGCCCCAUGAUUGAAGUAAAAAACCAUCCUUAUUAUCCAUUCUGAAUUAAACAGAAUAACAGCAAUUUUCAAUUGAAAUUUAAUGUCAAUCUACAUCGUUUUCUACUGAAAUUAUUAGAGGUCAAAAGGAUCUUACCAGUAAGCCCAGUAAUGGUAAUUAAUGUCAAUGAAUUUUGAUAAACUGUAAUUUAUAUUCAUAUAUUAAUAAAACACUAACA
Molecule: messenger RNA, 1355 nt
Organism: Centruroides sculpturatus (bark scorpion)
Lineage: Eukaryota; Metazoa; Arthropoda; Arachnida; Scorpiones; Buthidae
Product: aldose reductase-like
Exons: 10
Coding region: 253-1182 (309 amino acids)
Cellular component (GO): cytosol
Molecular function (GO): aldose reductase (NADPH) activity
Source: RefSeq, a predicted model, not a curated record